This is a messenger RNA of Vanessa atalanta (red admiral), 1354 nucleotides long. RefSeq names its product probable glucosamine 6-phosphate N-acetyltransferase (gene Gnpnat). Gene Ontology annotation, molecular function: glucosamine 6-phosphate N-acetyltransferase activity; monosaccharide binding. Bases 280 to 870 code for a protein of 196 amino acids. The record is from RefSeq and is a predicted model, not a curated record. The transcript is spliced from 6 exons. NCBI's taxonomy places the organism in Eukaryota, Metazoa, Arthropoda, Insecta, Lepidoptera, Nymphalidae. Gene Ontology annotation, cellular component: endoplasmic reticulum-Golgi intermediate compartment; Golgi apparatus; endoplasmic reticulum. Gene Ontology annotation, biological process: UDP-N-acetylglucosamine biosynthetic process.
ACAUCAAAUGAUGGAGAUGGAGUGUUUUCAUAUUUGUACUUUCACUUAUUUUCAGUGACCAAUAGCUGUACUUCAAAAGCUUAAAAUCUUGAGAUACAACCAAUCAAUAUAUAAAAUAGCACCGCCUUUAAUAAUAAACUAGUUCUCCAUCGUUUGUUCUUAUUUUGCCACGACGACUUUGUCAGAGUUAACUCCGUGCAAUCGGGCAUAAGCUUUUAAGAAUAUUAAACAAUGAACUUAGAAUAAUUUUUACUAGUUGGUGAUUUGGAUACAGUGAAAAUGGGCAUGGAGAAGUAUAAUGAGGAUGAUAAUUCCGAGUAUCUUUACGGACCGGAGAUUCUUCAAAAGUUGGAUUUUAAUAAAAGUCCAGCUAAGUUUAAUCCACCAAUAAGUGCUGCUAAACCUGGUGAAGAUUGGAUGGUUGUAAGACCUUUACAACGAGCUGAUUAUAAUAAAGGGUUCUUGCAACUGCUCAGUCAGCUUACAAGCACAGGAAAUAUUUCAAGAAAGCAAUUUGAUGAGCGAUUUACCCAAAUGAAGAGUUCAGGUGGAUACUAUGUAACAGUUAUUGAAGACAAGCGUAUUUCGAAAAUCAUCGGUGCAGCCACUCUUACAAUUGAACAAAAAUUUAUACACAAUUGCUCUGUUAGGGGCCGCCUGGAGGAUGUUGUUGUUAACGAUACAUACAGAGGCAAACAGCUGGGCAAAUUAAUUGUAGUUACUGUGUCACUUCUAGCAGAAGAACUGGGAUGUUAUAAGAUGUCACUAGAUUGCAAGGACAAACUUAUAAAAUUCUACGAAAGCCUCGGUUACAAACUGGAGCCCGGAAACUCUAAUGCUAUGAAUAUGCGUUUUGAAGAGCCAUCCUGACAAUUAGCCGCUGGGACAUCCGACCUGCGUUCUAAACUGUAAGUAGGCAUGGACAGUCGAGUGGUCAUCGCAGCAUCACCACUCUCCAAACAUACUUAUCAUCAUUACAUAAUGCUUAGAAUAAAAAGUUUUAUUUGUAAUUGAUUUUAUUGGCGAUAUAUAUGUUUUGUUGUGAUAACCGCUUGUUUGUUCAUGCUCUUGUAGUUGCAGGGUCAAUUAUUUUAUCCAUCAAAGGUAUAUUUUACUGGAGGACUUUAUGGUACUGUAAAACCUGCAUUUGAUGGAGUUAUUGAUUGAUUUUGGAUGUCUUAGCACAUGAUUUUGAUUAGCUUAUAAGAUUUUUUUUGCUCAUCAUAGUAUUCAUAUUUUUGUAUCAUUCAUACUUAAUUAACAUUUGCUUUAUAUUGUGACUUAAUUACUUUGUAGUUUCGAUUAGCAGUAUACAUAUAUUGAUAAAUAUCAUAUUAAAUGUUUUUGCAUUCAA